AUUCAUUGGCGGAUUGUGAUGGCGUAAACAAACCGUGGAAGACUUUUUGUGGGUUGGGAGAUUCAUAAAUUUAAGACGUGUGAAAGGAUGCUUUCUUUGCGGAGCAGGCUUACAGCGCUGACAGAAGUGUCAGAUUAUGAAAGUGACCAUGAAAGGAACAUGAGUCCAGAGGAAGAGGUGGCUAAAAGAACUCGAAAACGGGAUAGGAAGCGAAAGAAGAUUAUCCGAGAACUCUUUGAGAGUGAGAAGGCAUAUAUUCACCAUUUAGAGCUUGUUCAUAAGCACUUUGACUUCCCCCUGAGGUUUGCCUGUAUCGUCCCUGAUGAUGUCCAUCAGAAGCUGUUCAGUAACUUAGAGCAGAUCCUGGAAGUGAACAGACAGCUGUUGGAGGAGUUAGAACACAGCACAGUUGGCUUGUCUUUUCUACAUCUUGGCCCCUUCCUUAAGCUGUAUGCCACGUACGCCAAUGACCAUGAGCAGGCUCUCUCCACACUACAGGACUGGCAUCAGCGGAGUUCAGUUUUCUCUGAUUUCAUCAGCAUGCAGGAGCAGCGACCGGAGGUGAAGGGUCUCAAACUGAACGCCCUGCUAAUAACUCCUGUACAGAGGGUGCCCAGAUACCAGAUGUUACUGGAAGACCUGCUAGAGCAUACCAGCCGUGAUCACCAUGACUAUAACAACCUCUGUGAAGCGACAAAGAAGAUUAAAGAAGUGGCCUGGCAUAUCAACGAGCACAUUAGACAGCAUGAGAACUUCCAGAAGAUGUUAGACAUACAGAACCGUCUGUCCGGGUCAGCCCCCAAAAUCUUAGCCCCAGGCAGGCUUUUUGUCAAGGAAGGAUGUCUUAAAAAGGUGUCUCGUAAAGGGGGUCGCCCACUAGAACGCAUGUUUUUUCUCUUCUCUGACAUGUUGCUGUAUGCCAAACCUAAACUUUUGGACAGUGGUAAAAAUACAUAUACAUGUUGUUGCGUGUUACCUCUAAAACACUGCAAGAUAGAGCCUGUAUUUGGUAAGCCUCGUAAAGAUCAGGAAGGAGGCAUGUUUAGGAUAAGCUGUCAGAGUGAGAGCCUGUUGCUGUACUCCACGGAGCCAGGUGUGGUGAAUGAGUGGUCUGAGGAACUUGUAACAGCGGUCAGGUACAUUUGCACCCACUAG
Molecule: messenger RNA, 1155 nt
Organism: Liolophura sinensis
Lineage: Eukaryota; Metazoa; Mollusca; Polyplacophora; Chitonida; Chitonidae
Product: rho guanine nucleotide exchange factor 39-like
Exons: 9
Coding region: 88-1155 (355 amino acids)
Cellular component (GO): cytoplasm
Molecular function (GO): guanyl-nucleotide exchange factor activity
Source: RefSeq, a predicted model, not a curated record